UGUUAUUUUCUGCAACAAGAUGGCUGUUGUUCCUGAGAGCAGAGUUCUGACUUUCAGCGUUUUUAAGUGGAGCUCGUACUCCUCUACAUAUUUACCUGAGAAUAUCCUGGUGGACAAACCUAAUGAUCAGUCUUCCAGGUGGUCUUCUGAGAGCAACUACCCUCCACAGUUUUUAAUCUUGAAAAUGGAAAGGCCGGCAAUUGUUCAGAGCAUCACCUUCGGCAAGUACGAGAAGACUCACGUCUGCAACCUGAAGAAGUUUAAAGUGUUUGGUGGGAUGAGUGAAGAGAACAUGACAGAGCUUUUGUCCAGUGGCCUUAAGAAUGACUACAACAAGGAAACGUUCACCUUAAAGCACAAGAUUGACGAGCAGAUGUUCCCCUGCAGAUUUGUCAAAAUAGUGCCUCUGAUGUCUUGGGGUCCUAGUUUUAACUUCAGCAUCUGGUACAUUGAGCUGCAUGGUAUUGAAGAUCCUGAUGUGGUGCAGCCCUGCCUUAACUGGUACAGCAAGUACAGAGAACAAGAAGCCAUCCGCCUUUGCCUCAAGCACUUCCGACAGCAUAACUACACAGAGGCCUUCGAGUCACUGCAGAAGAAGACUCGGAUAGCACUGGAACACCCCAUGCUCACCCACCUUCACGACCGGCUGGUGCUGCAUGGAGACUUCGAUGCCUGUGAGGAGCUGAUAGACAAAGCUGUGAGAGAGGGUUUGUUUAACCAGUAUAUCAGCCAGCAGGAAUACAAGCCCAGGUGGAGUCAAAUCAUCCCCAAAUGCAACAAAGGUACAAGCACCCAAGAAAUCAACCGAGACGACAUGAACGGUGACGGUGACGACAACAGGCCGGGCAUGAGGGGAGGACAUCAAAUGGUCAUUGACGUCCAGACUGAGACCGUGUACCUUUUUGGGGGCUGGGACGGCACACAAGACCUGGCUGACUUCUGGGCUUACAGCGUCCAGGAGAAUCAGUGGGCCUGCAUCUCCAGAGACACUGAGAAAGAGAGCGGCCCAAGUGCUCGUUCCUGCCACAAAAUGUGCAUUGACUCCCAGCGGCGCCAAAUCUACACACUGGGCCGGUAUCUGGACUCCAGCGUCCGGAACAGCAAGUCCCUGAAGAGUGAUUUCUACCGUUACGACAUCGACGCCAACACCUGGACGCUACUCAGCGAGGACACAUCAGCCGACGGAGGGCCGAAGUUGGUGUUUGACCACCAGAUGUGCAUGGACUCAGAGAAGCACAUGAUCUACACGUUCGGGGGUCGGAUCCUGACGUGUAACGGCAGCGUGGAGGACAGCCGGAUGUCAGAGCCUCAGUUCAGCGGGCUGUACGCCUACCACUGCCAGGCCGGGACAUGGAGCCUCCUGCGGGAAGAUUCAUGUAACGCCGGGCCAGAGGACGUUCAGUCCCGCAUUGGGCACUGCAUGCUUUUCCACACUAGAAACCGCUGUUUGUAUGUGUUCGGAGGUCAGAGGUCAAAGACGUACCUCAAUGAUUUCUUUAGCUAUGAUGUAGAUGGAGACCAUGUAGAGAUCAUAUCUGAUGGCACCAAGAAGGACUCAGGCAUGGUGCCAAUGACAGGUUUUACCCAGAGAGCCACCAUUGAUCCUGAGCUCAAUGAGAUCCACGUACUGUCGGGCCUCAGCAAGGACAAAGACAAACGUGAGGAGAAUGUCCGUAACUCCUUCUGGAUCUAUGACAUCGCCCGCAACAACUGGUCAUGUGUGUAUAAGAACGAUCAGGCAGUGAAAGAAAACCCAAGCAAGACCCUGCAGGAGGAGGAGCCAUGUCCACGCUUUGCACAUCAGCUGGUGUAUGAUGAGAUGCACAAGGUGCAUUACCUGUUCGGUGGAAACCCUGGGAAGUCUUGUUCUCCCAAGAUGCGCCUGGAUGACUUCUGGUCCCUCAAACUGUGUCGGCCCUCUAAGGAGUACCUACUCCGUCACUGCAGAUACCUCAUCAGAAAAUACAGGUUUGAGGAGAAAGCCCAGUCAGAGCCACUGAGUGCACUGAAGUACCUUCAGAACGAUCUUUCCCUCACUGUGGACCACACAGACCCUGAUGAGACCAAAGAGUUUCAGCUCCUCCCGUCAGCUCUCUUCAAGUCCAGCUCUGAUUUCAUCCCUCUUGGUUUCUCAGACGUUGACCAGACGUACGCUCAGCGGACGCAGCUCUUUGACACGCUCGUCAGCUUCUUCCCGGACAGUAUGACCCCGCCCAAGGGCAACCUGGUGGACCUCAUCACCCUCUAGCCCCUCUCAACUCUUAACACACUCCCCCUCCCUCACAUCACCUCACCCACUGGGACUGACUGAACGCCGCCCACGCACCUGAUGGGACAGAGGAGACGGAGCAGUUAUUUUUCUAUUCCUGAACCCUGCUGGUGGGAAUACGCAUCAUCUGAAACAGCUUCUCCUCCGUCACACUGACGUGCUGCUUGCCUGCUGUCACGGGAUGUGUUACCUGAUGGUGACAGUCAUAAAAACACACACACACACACCAACAUCACUGUAUUUACACAUGAGCAAAAUUACUCAACAGCCUGAAGAGUGUCUGUGUACUUGUUUAUCUAUCUUUGUGAAGACAAAUUUGAGGGUAGACAUUUUGGGAAAGUGAGGACAUUUUGGUUGGUCAACAAAGUGCAGUUUGAGUACUGUUUGAGGGUUAAAACUUUUCCAGCUUAGAAUCAGGCUUAGGUUAGGGUUAGGCAUUCAGUUCAGAUGGUUAAAGUCAGGGUAAAGGGCUAAGGAAUGCAUUAUUUCAGUGAGUGUCCUCACAAAGAUAUAAGAAUAAGUGUGUGUGUGUGUGUGUGUGUGUGUGUGAGAGAGAGAGAGAUAUUCCCUCCCCUUUUUCUUUGCUGAUAAAGAUUAAGCCCCACGUAAGCCUGCCAAACAUCACUUGUUUUUUUUUUCAUGACUUGAUUUUUCUUUCCAGAGAAGUUUAGGCCAAAAAAACAGAGGAUUUGCACGUUUGCAGUUUUUUUUUUUUUUUUUCAUUGAAUUUAGCUUUUUUUUUUUUCCUUAAGCGUUUAGAUGUGUUGCUUUGUACCCACCCAAACACCCACACAGUUGACCAAAAGGCGUCCUAUCUGCACGUUUGAGGCGAAACGGAUGAUGAUGAGACGACGCCAGCCCGGGCCAGUUGUAGUGAAAGUUAAGUUCAGAUUCACUCAGACCUGGACGGUGUGUGUGACCGUGGAACGGCUACAGGCCCUCCUCUUCCUUUUCCAAUAUUCUCAGCAUUUCUUCUACAAAAUUUUAGGCCACCUCAGCUUUUAUUUUGACGAUCGGUUCUCUUGCUUUUCUGAAACACUUGCCCCUAGUCAUGACAGAGAUGGCCGUCAACAUUAUUAGUAUUGUAGGAACAAUAGAGAUAAAGUUUAAUAUAUAUCUAAAUAUACAUUUAUAUUGGUUUUGGUUGUCACCCAUGUAAAUUUCUGUCCUGUGUCAUUCAUGGACUGAAGCUUAAUUCUCAGUGGUUAAGUGCUGUACAGAUUAUGUAAAUAUAAACAUAGGAUGCUUUUCAAAGAUAGUUGGAUUGAACAGAUCCUAUGCUGGAUCAUGCUCUUCCUUGUCCCUCUUUAUCAGAAAGUCAGGGUCCACAUACAGGAAUCUUUUUGGAUCUACGUGUAAUAAUCAUUAUUACUUAUUGGGAAGAAUUUAAAGUAACUGGUGUGAGUGUGUGAAUGAAGUGCUGGUGCCAGUAAUUCAGUUUGACAGCUACAGUGGGAAAAGGUGUUUGAGGGCUGUUCCUUCAGUUUGAUAAAGUGGGUGAAAUUUUUCCUUCUUCUCCUUCAAAUCCCAAAAAUCAAAUGCCACAUGUGUUACUUUUAUAGACUCAUUUUUUAAAUCUCUUUUCUGUUUUCAAUAAUCUGAAAUGGGCUCUAAGCAUUAAUCUGCUGUUUAACUUAAUCACUUGUUUGGUCUAUAAUAUGUGUCCCAGACAGCACAGUUUUCUAGAGCCCAAACUAAUGUCUUCAGAUCCAAAAACCCAAAGAGAUUCAGUUUGCACCAUUUUCAUAGUGAAAAGAAAUGUUUGUUUUUGCUGAAAAAAGAAUCAGAAGCAUAAUUUAUUAUCAAAAUAGUUACCAAUUCACUUUCUUUCAGGUGACAAUUUAAAUAAUCAACUUACUGUUUCAGCUCUAAUUAAAUAUAGUCCCUGUACCGUGAACCCCGUACCCCGCACCCUGUGCCCCGCGCCCUGUGCCCCGUGCCCCAUGCCCUGAGCCCUGUACACUGUACACAGUACCCUGUACCCUGAAUCCUAGAAUUUGGCUUUUCUCAGCAGGUCUUCAGCAGUUUGUACCCUGAUUUGGGCAUCCAUAUUCACACAAAUAUCAAACGCAUUUGAAGUUAAGUUUGGUUCUCACUUAACAGCUGUUUAUCUGUUAUUGUAUUGACUACAUAAAUAACUAGCUCCAAGCUAUUUAGCCCCACUGGAGAGAGUUCAUUGCUGUCACAUCCAUUUAAAAAUGGGAAAAAAGUCUGAUUCACAGAUGUCCAAUUUAUACUAUUUCUACAGGUUAAUCCACACCUUUCAGCCAAUCAGAACCAAGAAAUCUUAGUGGCCAUAUUAGAAGUUUAUGUGACACAUAUAGAGCUGGUUGCUGCUGUUUGAUUCACUCACUACAAGUUGAGCAGACGUACAAGUUUCAGUUGUUUACCCGUUUACCUGCUGUCACCAAAUCAUAGUUGGGUGUUGGAAUCCAUCCCUCAUUGGUGCGUACUGCUCACCCAGAGUCACACCCUUUAGGUUUGUAGUUUAUUAGUCUCCCAUGAGUCUCAGUCAAGACACUAACAGAUUGUCUCUCAGUGGAAGUCUCAUGGACAAAAAAAGCAGUGUUCACUAAUCAGGUGAAAGCAACAAAUGAUUGUCUUUCCCGGUCCCAACAAGUGGGAUGCAUCACAAACACGCUACUACAUGACCUGACACAUUACCUGUGUGUGAUGUUCAGGAUCAGCACUGUUUCUGUGUGCGAAGCCUGAGGAACACUGAGGACACAUGAAGAACAGCCACUAUCCCCAGUUUGUGCUGAGUCUUGUGUACGUAUUCUCUCCAAAUCACAGAUCCAGGCAUCUGUUUUUAAUGAAAGAUAAAUGACAGCACAAAAAAUAUAAAAUGAGAAAAGAAUGGAAAGAAGCAGUAUGUAUAAACACAAAAAUCUGAAUAUGAGCUCAGUGAUUUGGAUGUUAACGAUGACACACAACAAGGUGUGAACUGGGAGCGGGGUAAAAACUGAAACAUACCGUGACUUUAGCACUAGGAGCUAACAAUACUAACAGAGGCUAACGUUAGCCACCGUGCCCUGCUGCUCGUACCAGACCAAUUAAGUCUGUAGCAGCAAGCUUAGAGUUUGCUGCCUCUUUCGCAGAUGACUUGGUUUAACACUGAUUAGUGGUUUCUUCUUUUCAGCACACACACAGACCGCUGCGAAAAUCAGCUGACAAGCGGCAUGACAUGAAACACAAAAACAGGAAGUUCACUUGUAUGAAAUAUGUCACGAGUGUAAAAUCCUUUUUGUUAUAUGAUGCUAAAAUGAACUGAAGCAGUUGGGAGGUGGAAGGCAGGUGGACCCUGUCUGAGUUCAAUGAACUUUUGGUGAAGCGAACUGUGAUAUGAAAUGAUGUUUACUGUGACUGUGGGCAGUCUGCUGACCCCCAUCAUCACUGUAAAUAAUGCUGCUGGUGUGUUGACACUAGAGAUGAGUAGUUUCCAUCACUCCACAUUGAGCCUCAUGGUUUUGUUUUGUUUUUUUUAGGUAUGUUUGUUUCAGACAGUUUUAGCAUCAGAAUAAACGGACAGAAGUGACUUACUCCUCAAAACAGACAUACUUUAAUUCUCUCAGUUCAUCAGUGGUGGAGAAUAAAGCCUCUUUUUACAGUGGAGAUGUUGCUUGGUUAGUUUUCAGAUUGUAUGGUUGUUGUUGGCGUUGAAGGAGGGGACUGCAUGUGUGGACUUUUCUGCCCAUAUUCCAACUCCAAAGGAAACAGAUCUGUGGUUAUUUAAAAAAAACAAAAAAAAAAAAAAAAAAACAAGAGUAACAAAGCUUCUAUCUUAGAAAUUGAUAAGCCCAGUGAAGAAUCAUCACUCUCGCUGCAGUUUACUUCUGUUUUGUGCCAGAAGAUGACAAAUUAAAAAAAAAAAAAAAUCCUUGAAAAAAUUGAAAGCACCUUUUGCAAAAGACACAAUGCCAAAUACUAUUCUUUGUGCUGUUUUAAGGUAAAAGCUCUUCUACACAACAGAGUUUGCUAUUUGAAUUGUUUUGUAUAUUUCUCUUUUUUUCCCAUCUUGCCCUCCUCUCAAUCCCUGGGUGGGACUCAGGCUGGUUUUUUUUUUAAGGCUGGUACUCUCAGAUCAGUGAGCACUACUCUGUGGAUACAGUGAAUGUGUAGAAAGUCUUGUAGUAUUGCAUUGUAUGUAAUGUAUAUAAAUGAAUAAAGACUGUAUUUUGUUCAGGUU
This is a messenger RNA of Toxotes jaculatrix (banded archerfish), 6455 nucleotides long. It is a transcript of the gene mkln1, whose product is annotated as muskelin 1, intracellular mediator containing kelch motifs. Gene Ontology annotation, cellular component: cytoplasm. NCBI's taxonomy places the organism in Eukaryota, Metazoa, Chordata, Actinopteri, Toxotidae. The coding region runs from base 20 to 2248 and encodes 742 amino acids. The transcript is spliced from 18 exons. Gene Ontology annotation, molecular function: protein binding. The record is from RefSeq and is a predicted model, not a curated record.